Messenger RNA from Fraxinus pennsylvanica, 483 nucleotides. The record is from the annotation of a GenBank genome assembly. Lineage: Eukaryota; Viridiplantae; Streptophyta; Magnoliopsida; Lamiales; Oleaceae.
AUGGAGGAGUCAUCAUUUUUCAACAGAAUGCUACUUAAUCUUCGUGCAACCUGCAAGUAUUAUACUGGCUACCCUAAGGAUCUUGGACCAUCAAGGGUUAUUCCUUUCUCCUCAGAGCGCGAGUUUAUGCAGCUUCUACAUAAAGGUCACCCUGUGGUUGUUGCAUUUACCAUCAAGUGUAACCACACAAAACAUCUUGACAAAGUAAUGGAAGAAGCUGCAGCCGAGUUUUAUCCACAUGUAAAGUUUAUGCGUGUUGAGUGCCCAAAAUAUCCUGGAUUUUGCAUAACGCGGCAGAAGAAGGAAUACCCAUUUGUAGAAAUAUUUCACAGCCCAGAACAGGCAGCUAAUCAAGGAAAAGUUGUCGAUCCAAAUAUCACAAAAUAUUCCGUGAAAGUUUUACCUUUCAACUAUGAUCUCAGUUCUUAUGGAUUUAGAGAAUUUUUCAAGCGCUACAGCAUUCGAUCAUCAGAUCCAGAGUGA